Molecule: messenger RNA, 697 nt
Organism: Thlaspi arvense
Lineage: Eukaryota; Viridiplantae; Streptophyta; Magnoliopsida; Brassicales; Brassicaceae
Source: the annotation of a GenBank genome assembly
UAUCCUUAUGCAUGAAGAUAAUCAAUUCAGUCGUUGUGGUUGGACUCUAUUAUGGAUUUCUGAUCACAUUCUCCAUAGGGCCCUUUAUCUCUUCCUUCUCCAAGCUCAGGUUAUGGAAGAAAGAGAAGAAAGAACUAAGAAGAAGGUAUCAACAACAACUGGUUUUAUUACGGGACAGCUCAUGAUGUUGAUAUCGAUCUAUUAUGCGCCUCUGCAUCUAGCAUUUGACAGACCUCAUACAAUAACUGUCCUAGCUCUACCCUAUCUUUUGUUUCAUUUCGUCUGGAACAAUCACAAACACUUUUUUGAUUAUGGAUCUACUACCAGAAAUUCAAUGCGUAAUCUCAGCAUUCAAUGUGCAUUUCUGAAUAAUCUCAUUUUUCAAUUAUUCAACCAUUUCAUUUUACCAAGUUCAAUGUUAGCCACAUUAGUCAACAUUUCUAUGUUUCGAUGCAACAACAAGAUGUUAUUUGUAACAAGUAGUUUUGUUGGUUGGUUAAUUGGUCACAUUUUAUUCAUGAAAUGGCUUGGAUUGGUAUUAAUCUGGAUAUGGCAAAAUCAUUCUGUUAAAUCAAAUGCGACUAAACAGGAACAAGAGGGAUCCACCGAAGAAGAUCCUUCUCCUUCCCUUUUUUCGGAAGAAAAGGAGGAGCUGGACAAAAUCGGUGAAACGGAAGAAAUCCGAGGGAAUGGAAAA